AUGUCUGACUUUGAGGAAGAUUUGCAAAACGAAGAUUACCUUAUUUACGGUGCCGAGACUGCAGAGACCGGAAAUGCCGCGUCUUACCCUGCCAGCAUCCCCGAGCCGUUGAUCAGCUUCUUUAAGUACUGGUACAAAUCUUACUUGGACAACAACGUCUACGAGUUGUAUGGAUGUUAUGAAAACAGCUUCAACAAAAUCACCGAGAAAUUCUUUAAGAAUUCGAGCUGGCCAUUACCUUCCGAUAUCUCGUCGUUGGUUAACAAUGACCAGGUUUUCAUUAUCUUGUACAGCGAAUGCUACUACAGGCACAUAUACUCCAAGCUGAACCCAACCCUCGAGAUCAGAACUGGCUCCUACAACAACUACUGCAACUUGUUCAAUUUGAUUCUGAACCACGCAGAAGGUCCUGUCACCUUUGAGCUGCCAAAUAAGUGGCUAUGGGAUAUAGUGGACGAGUUUAUCUACCAGUUCAACAACUUCCAGAUUUACAAGUCCAAGCUGCUGAAUAAGGCAAACCCAUCCAACGCCGAGUUGCAGGAGAUCGAAUAUUUGCGUCAACACCAAGAGGUUUGGUCUACUUACAGUGUUCUGAACGCGCUGUAUUCUCUUGUUGGUAGAUCCAACAUCGUAGAACAGUUGAAAUACAACAAUGUUGGUGGAGAGCAAGCUCCCAAGGAGAUUGCCGGUGACUAUGGUUCGUUGUCGCUGUACAGAAAUUUGGGAUACUUUUCCAUCAUUGGGCUUUUGAGAAUCCACACCUUGUUGGGAGACUACACUCUCGCACUCAAGACCAUGGAACACAUAGAGUUGAACAAAAAGGCUUUUUUCACCAAGGUUCCCGGCUGCCACUUUACCACAUACUACUACGUGGGUUUCUGUUACCUGAUGAUGGGUAGAUACCAAGAUGCCGUGAAAACUUUCCAACACAUUUUGCUGUUCAUUUUGAGAACCAAGAACUUGAACAGAAACUCAGGUGCAUACGAUAUAAUCACGAAGAGAUCCGAACAGAUGUUUGCUCUCUUGACGAUUAGUGUGUCGAUAUGCCCAACCAAGCUGGACGAUAUGUUGCAUCAGCAACUCAGAGAAAAGUUUGGCGAGCAAUCGUUGAAGCUGAGCAGAGCUGACAGCAGAGACGCUGCCUUGGCUGUUUACGAGGAGAUCUUCAGAUUCGGUGCUCCUAAGUUCAUCUCUACAACCAUUAUCUCCAGAUCCAAGCUUGGUAACAAGAAGCUUAGCCUGGAUCCGCUCAACAAGCACUGGAAGAUUUUCAGGUUGAGACUGGAGUCUAUUCUGAGUAUCCCAGAUCUGAAAUCGUUCCUCAAUUUGUACUCGUCUUUGGAGUUGACUAAGCUGGCCAAGCUUAUGGAUGUGAAAUCGGACGACGAAUUGCUCGAGCUGCUGCUGUCGUUCAAGUUACACAACAGGCAGCUUAAGGUGGCCACCAACUCAAAGGCCAUCUCAAGUGGUGAGGAAGAAAUUGAAACAGCGACGAGUCAGAAAUCACUGUUAAACGGUGCUUACGGGACUCUUUACGACAUGGAUAUAGCCGUGGAUAACGACCACGUGAACAUCCUCAACUUCAAGUACUCUACCAAGUUUGGUGACUGGUUUAUCAAGAACUGUUACAAGAACUUUGGAGUCCAGGAUUUCAUCGCCAACUUGGAUGAGAAAGCCGUCACCUCUGCCACCGCCUCUAAAAGCUCCUAA
Kuraishia capsulata CBS 1993 is the source of this 1710-nucleotide messenger RNA. RefSeq lists its product as uncharacterized. Gene Ontology annotation, biological process: translational initiation. Bases 1 to 1710 code for a protein of 569 amino acids. The record is from RefSeq and is a predicted model, not a curated record. Gene Ontology annotation, cellular component: cytoplasm; eukaryotic translation initiation factor 3 complex. NCBI's taxonomy places the organism in Eukaryota, Fungi, Ascomycota, Pichiomycetes, Pichiales, Pichiaceae. Gene Ontology annotation, molecular function: translation initiation factor activity; protein binding. The transcript has a single exon.